This is a messenger RNA of Castor canadensis (American beaver), 1847 nucleotides long. The record is from RefSeq and is a predicted model, not a curated record. Lineage: Eukaryota; Metazoa; Chordata; Mammalia; Rodentia; Castoridae.
AGGACGUCAGCGAUCCUCUUAACCUGCUUCACUUUGUUCUAAAUGCUGUCACCUUCCUUCCUUUAGAACCCAGGAGACUGCUGGGCCUGAGCUGAUCCUGCCUGCAAGCAUUGAAUUCAGGGAAAGUUCUGAAGACUCAUUUUUAUCUGCCAUCAUAAAUUAUACCAAUAGCUCCACAGUGCAUUUUAAGCUGUCCCCUACCUAUGCGCUGUACAUGGCGUGUCGGUACGUAUUGUCUAGCCAGCACAGACCCGACAUCAGCCCCACGGAGCGCACGCACAAGGUCAUUGCUGUGGUCAACAAGAUGGUGAGCAUGAUGGAAGGGGUCAUCCAGGAAGUAGACCAGGUUGAUCAGAAACAAAAGAACAUUGCAGGGGCUCUUGCCUUCUGGAUGGCAAAUGCAUCUGAGCUUCUCAACUUCAUCAAGCAGGACCGAGACCUUAGUCGGAUCACGCUGGAUGCUCAGGAUAUUUUAGCACACUUGGUGCAGAUGGCAUUUAAAUACUUGGUUCACUGUCUUCAAUCAGAACUUAAUAACUGCAUGCCAGCCUUCCUGGAUGACCCUGAAGAGAACAGUCUGCAAAGACCAAAAAUAGAUGAUGUGCUGCACACGCUCACGGGGGCUAUGUCCUUGUUACGGCGCUGCAGAGUCAACGCGGCGCUGACCAUCCAGCUUUUCUCUCAGCUCUUCCACUUCAUCAACAUGUGGCUGUUCAACAGACUGGUGACUGACCCCGACUCCGGGCUGUGCUCCCACUACUGGGGGGCCAUUGUCCGCCAGCAGCUGGGACAUAUUGAAGCUUGGGCAGAGAAGCAGGGGCUAGAACUGGCAGCCGAUUGUCACCUGAGCAGGAUUGUGCAGGCAACUACUUUGCUUACCAUGGACAAGUAUGCACCUGACGACAUUCCAAAUAUAAACAGCACCUGCUUCAAGUUAAAUUCACUGCAACUUCAAGCCUUACUGCAAAAUUAUCACUGUGCACCUGAUGAGCCUUUUAUCCCAACAGAGCUCAUAGAAAAUGUGGUGGCUGUGGCUGAGAACACGGCUGAUGAGCUUGCCCGCAGUGAUGGCCGGGAUGUGCAGCUGGAGGAGGACCCUGACCUGCAGUUGCCUUUUCUUCUGCCAGAAGAUGGCUAUUCCUGUGAUGUCGUCAGAAACAUUCCAAAUGGUUUACAAGAAUUUUUAGACCCUCUGUGCCAGAGAGGUUUUUGCAGGUUGAUUCCUCACGCACGCUCUCCAGGCACUUGGACGAUACAUUUCGAAGGGGCAGAUAAUGAAAGCCACCUUGUGCGCGAGAACACAGAACUGGCCCAGCCUUUGAGGAAGGAACCUGAAGUAAUCACUGUGACCCUAAAAAAGCAGAAUGGAAUGGGCCUCAGCAUCGUCGCAGCAAAGGUAGGAGCCCAGGAGAGCCAUCCCUCCCCUCCUGACCAUGGGUCUGCGUGGUCAGGUCUGGUGGGCCAGGUGUUCUGCUGCCUGCAUGGACAGUGCCUGUUCAGCUCUGCUUCUGGGGAGGGGAGUGUGCUGUGUGUACGAAGCCAUUGUGACACUGGCCGUUCACUGAGGGAUAAGCUCCUGCUCUGAGAGUGUGGCUGGGCUGAGUGGUACAUUGAGACCACACAGGUAGUCUCAGAGGAAGCAGGUUAAAAGCAUGAGCAAGGCUCGAGUGGCACAGCAGGGAAAGCAAGAAUGGCAUAGGAGAAGAGGACUUUACUCUGUCACCUUGUCACCAGGCGUCAGACCUUCAGCCUUGAAUGACUGUGAUAAGCAGGCUUCUGGUUCUGCUCUCUAGAUUGGAGCCAAGGAGACAGCUGUGAGUCCUUCCCAAGGGUGCUGACUGCUCCAC